Messenger RNA from Ixodes scapularis (black-legged tick), 1277 nucleotides. RefSeq names its product superoxide dismutase [Cu-Zn]. Bases 47 to 859 code for a protein of 270 amino acids. NCBI's taxonomy places the organism in Eukaryota, Metazoa, Arthropoda, Arachnida, Ixodida, Ixodidae. Gene Ontology annotation, molecular function: copper ion binding; superoxide dismutase activity. The record is from RefSeq and is a predicted model, not a curated record. The transcript is spliced from 5 exons. Gene Ontology annotation, biological process: removal of superoxide radicals.
AACUACUCACGCGCCUCAAGGGUUCCUGAUCCGCGGGAGCGACGGUAUGCACGGCGCCUCCAGCCGCCCGGGCCACCACCACCAUGGGUCCAGAGGAGGCCAGGACGACGAGAACCCCAACUUGUUGCAUGUGCCUCACCAACACGGGCACAAACACAGCGGUGAAGGCGGCCUUCGGUUCCCGCUGAACCGACCAGAAAACAACCUCAUUCAUCGGGAUGAUGCCCUUGUUCAAGGGGAACCAAGGCUAUCCGAAACAGAGUACGACUUCGCAAUCUGCCGGGUGCGACCCAACACUGCCCUUCCUGUCGAUCAGCAACAGCCAGUGAACGGACUUAUCAGCCUCUGGCAGCAGAAAGAGAGCAAGGAUCUGAACGUGCACGUGCACGUCACUGGGUUCAAGGUGAACGCGAGCGCACGUGACCAUCGCGCCUACAUGCACGGCAUGCACGUGCACGUCGAGGGAAACCUGACCGAUAGCUGCCAGUCGACCGGGGCCCAUUUCAACCCCACCGCCACUGUGCACGGAGAUCGCCGAGCGUCUAUCAGGCAUGUCGGUGACUUUGGGAACAUAGCGUGCGACAAGCACGGAAUAACGAACGUGGUCUUCACGGACACCGUGGCGUCGCUCACUGGGCCUUCCAGCAUCGUGGGACGCUCUAUCAAUAUCCACGCGCAUAUGGACGACCUGGGCAAGAACCCCCACAUCCCUGCCAGCGUGUCCUCCGGCAACGCGGGUCCACGCAUCGCGUGCUGCAUCAUCGAGAAGGUGGACAAGCUGCCUCAGCUGAGUACCAAGACAGCGCGUCGCAUCCUCAGGGACAUCAUGCAGCCGUUCAGCGACAUUGAAAACGAAUGAAAAAUAAGAACCUGUUUGCGGGACGUUCACGUACAUAUAGCGCUGGGCCAAAUCGCUUGAUUGCACCCGACCCAACAUUGCAAGCAUGCACGGAUUGUUGAGCUUGGUUUGUUCGCUUUGUUUGUUUGUUUAGACACAAACUUUAGGGUAACAAGGCAAAAGGUUGACUUUUUUUUAUGCCUGGCGAGGCCCUGUUCUUUGUUUACACUAGGGUAACAGCAACGAAACAACAACAAAGGACUGAUAGAGUACGCAAGAACACGCAGCCUACCUUCCUAAUGAUAUCGUAAUCAAGUUUUUUUUAUACAUGUUCAUACUCACUCCAUAUCAGUAGGUUAGCAUAGUUGUAAGUAAACCACUAUUGUGCUCGUAUUUUCUUGAUUGUAAUGCGAAAUAAAAUCCGCCAUUUUCAUUCGAA